Drosophila kikkawai is the source of this 1536-nucleotide messenger RNA. It is a transcript of the gene witty, whose product is annotated as without maturity. Gene Ontology annotation, biological process: regulation of synaptic transmission, cholinergic; sleep; positive regulation of voltage-gated potassium channel activity. NCBI's taxonomy places the organism in Eukaryota, Metazoa, Arthropoda, Insecta, Diptera, Drosophilidae. The record is from RefSeq and is a predicted model, not a curated record.
GUGCCAGAACCUUCUCGACUGCGAAUAUAAAAUUAAAUGAGAGAAAAGUGUGCAAGUGUUUGAAAAUAUUUGAAAAAUCUCAUUGCUCCGGGAAGGGAAUAUACAUAUAUCUGAGAAAGUUGGAAAUAAAAGUGCUGGAAAAGAUGUCGGGAGUUUUGUUGCUGCUUUUGGCCUUUUUGAUGGCCUUCAUUUCGAAUGGCGCCGCGAUCAAGUGCUUUGUCUGCGACUCUAGCGAUAAUCCCAGCUGCGCCGAUCUGGGCUCCAAUUCCACCAUAAUGGCAGAGGAAUGCACUUUGGACAAAAUAAAAUCACUGGACACUUGGCUUUUCGACCUCAACAAGUUUUCCUAUUUUGAUAAUGGAGCCAACAAGUUUCCGCUGAUGAAUUGCCAAAAGGUGGUGGCCAAAGAUCCUGAAACCCGCAAGGUGGUAACCGCUCGCUUCUGCCAGCUGGACACCGGCGAUUCGGAUGCCUGUGAAAUCCUGCGGACCAAGCUGCGUAUCCCCAACACCGAGGAGCGGGAUCAGCGGCAGCAGCGUCGCAAGAAUCAGGGCCAUGGCGGACAUGGUCAGGAUGCGGGGGACAGCGAAGAACCCUCGGCCGAGGAGGCCUUCUUCUGUGACAUCUGCAAGACGGAUAACUGCAAUGGUGCGGCGGCCAUAACGCUAGCGUUGGGCUCCAUUCUGGCCAUGAUUGUGCUCCACUGGGGCUGCUAAGGAGGAGGAGGAGCAGGUUGGACGUCCUUGCGCGUUGGUUGCAUUUAGGUUGAGUUACCCUUAGCGUUACCCAGUUUACUUUGUAAAUAUUUGAGUGCCAUUGAGUCACUCAUCCACCACCCAAAAACCCAAUCCUGGUAACCCCUUAACCCCCCCUGAAAAUCCUGAAACCUUUGACCCUAGAAAUGUAAGCAAACAGACUCGCUUUGAUUCAAAACAAAUACGAAACUUGCAGAGAUACAAAAAAAAUAUAAAGAGAUGCUUUUCGGGUUCAUGUCUAAAGUCAAGAUAGAGUACUAUAUAUAUCCCCUAAAAAAAUAUAUAUAUAUAUCAAGGAUCGAGGCGUAGCUUUAUUGUAUAAUUUAUUGAGCAAUAUUUGUGGCCAUUAAUUGUUAGGAGCGAUGGAGGUAUGAGAAUUCACCAAUUGCCUUUUAUUUUCAGCAAAUAUGAGUGUAUUUUUAGGUAAUUUUAAAUGAGCAUUAAAUUCAUUUUUGUGUUUAAAAAUUAACUGAUGAAGCCACAAGCAAAAACAAUCAACUUAAAGCAAAAAAUAAUGCGAAUUUAAACAUAAAACAGCAAUAAAUGUUAAAGUAAAUGUGCAAUUAGAAACAGAAAAGAAAAGCAAUGGAAGAAAUUAAAUUACAAAAAAAUAUACAGAGCUUACAUCCGCCUAAUCGCACUAAAUAGCAAUAUAUUGUAAACAUAUAGUACGCCCCGUCGAGCAAAUCAAUCAGUUUUGUUUAGUUCAUAAGCGAAUGUUGAAUGGAAACCGAAAACCAAAAACUUCAAAGUGCACACAAAUAAAUGCUGUAUGACAGUA